Symbiodinium sp. CCMP2456 is the source of this 444-nucleotide messenger RNA. Lineage: Eukaryota; Dinophyceae; Suessiales; Symbiodiniaceae. The record is from the annotation of a GenBank genome assembly.
AUGCGGUUGUGGUGGAUACUGGCGGCCUUUCUCCGAAACGCGGCGGCUGACAACAUCAGCUACGCACAGUAUUUUGGAAGUGGAUGUGUCUCAGGUGAGCGUGAGUUCGAAUGCGAAGUGUCGGGAGAUACUUUGUGCUGCCAGCACGAAUCGCAGACUCAUGGCUGGUACUGCCAAGGCUCUUUCGUGAACCGAAAAGAUUAUCCAGCUGGUCAGGAUUGCUCUGGAACACCAAGCCAGGAAAUUGUCGGCUUUUUGAGCGAUACUACCAAUAUCGGGCACAUCAACGCUGGUGAGUGCAUCGACUACGGCAACACAAUGUCCUUCAAGUUCUCACUUGUUCCGUCCUCUGCAGUUCCCUGCAGCGCUGCAUUAACCAAUGGGGCAGAAAGGCUCAUACUGGGCUUCGCAGCUUUGCUGCCUUUGCUGGCAUUGGCCCUCUAG